Trematomus bernacchii (emerald rockcod) is the source of this 2115-nucleotide messenger RNA. RefSeq names its product butyrophilin-like protein 8. Gene Ontology annotation, molecular function: protein binding. The transcript has 9 exons. The coding region runs from base 303 to 1781 and encodes 492 amino acids. Lineage: Eukaryota; Metazoa; Chordata; Actinopteri; Perciformes; Nototheniidae. The record is from RefSeq and is a predicted model, not a curated record.
UGUUUUCAUAUUAAAGUGAAUCCUCCAAUGAGCAUUUCCGGGAGUGAUGUGUUGCCUGCCCUAUACUGUUUGAAAUGUGAGAUGUUCGCUGACGAAAUUGAAAGUGAAAGUAAGAGAGCGGCAAAACGUGGGGGACAUAUCACGGCGAAACUGACUUCAAUCUCUAUCUCUUUGUCUUGUCUCUAAUCAAUUUUUUAAACGAAAUCUUUAUCUCUACACCUUAUUUAACUCUAUUCUUCUCUGCAGUCUUCACGGACUACAGUUUGCGCGGUUUGACGGGUCUUUGUCUCUGAAGCAGCACGAUGGACGCUCUGAUGCUGAUGGUGUUAGCGGUGUGUGUGUUCUGCUGCCAAGCUGCUCCUGUGUCCAACAGCCUGCAGGUGGGGGGGUCUCCGGUCUCGGUGCACCUUGGACACACAGCCACCCUCCCCUGUUGGCUCUCCCCCCCCCAGAGCGCCGAGCAGCUGGAGGUGCGCUGGUUCCUCCCGGGAGAAGGCUUCGACUCCCCGGUGCUGCUGUACCAGCGGGCCCAGCUGGAGCACGGCUCGCAGGACGCCGCGUACGCCGGCAGGGUGUCACUCGGCCUGAAGGACGCAACGUCCAGCGGGCUGCGGGAGGGGGACGUGAGCCUGAAGCUGGCAAACGCCACGCUGCAGGACGCAGGAGACUACAGCUGCUACGUCAGCAGCGACAAGGAGUACGACACAGCCACCGUCAGCCUGGUGGUGACAGAAACCGGGACCCCCCCUCUGCUGUCCGCAGUGUGGAUACCGGGCGGUCGGGUGAACCUGAGCUGUGAGUCCGAGGGUUGGUCUCCCCGCCCAAGCCUGCGCUGGGCCGACCCCCUGAAGACCCUCACCCCGCAGAGCCUGCAGUACAGCACCGCCCCCUCCGGCCUGGUGUCGGUGCAUAGCUGGAUCCUGCUGCCCGCCUCCACCCGGGUGUCCUGCUGGGUGGAGAAGCAGGAAGUCCGGCUGCAGCUGCAGGAGCCCCCUACUCCUCCUCAGGGGUCGGGGGGCGGAACAGCAGCAGGGUGGGCAGCAUUCGGGCUCCUCCUCUCCGCAGUGCUGCUGGCAGCUGCAUUUCUGCUCUAUAGAAAAAGAGGAAAGAAAGCCAAAUUGUUCGUUGAGGGACCGGAGAAUCAGAAACUUCUACCAAAAGGCAAGAUCGAGCCAACACUGAUAUCAACAGCCCAACAGAGCUACGUUAAUGUGAAACCAGAACAUGAUGGAAAUGAGUACCUCAAAAUUCGGGACAAUAAAAUCAGAGACCUGCAGAGGGAAGAGACACCGUCACCUGAUCUCCCCAAUGGAGAUCAGGUGACCUGUCUCACCUGUCUCACCGCCAUCACCGGGACACCCCCCCUCUCCUCUGGACAGCACUACUGGGAGGUUUCUCUGGGGCAUUCGACGGUGGGGCUGAAGCAGUCCUGGUGGGUGGGAGUGACGAGUACAGCCUCCAUCCCAGCAGACUCGCACCUCACUCCAUCCUCCUCCAACGGGUUCUGGUUCCUAUCCUCCUCCUCCACCAGCCUACAGCUCAGCACAGAGCCAUCGGUGCUGCUGCCCCCCCCCGGGCCGCAGACCCUCGGGGUGUUUCUGGACAUUGACCGGGGGAAGCUCUCCUUCUAUAACGUGGAGGAACAGAGCCUCAUCUGCAGCCUCACCGCAGCUUUCACAGGGCCGCUGUUCCCCCUGUUCAACCCCGGGAAGGGCGACAAGGCACCCAUGGUGUUAUUACAGAGGGAGGUGGAGUCUGAGCAGGGGGGGGGGCAACACUGAGGUGUUCUGUGAAACUGAAGCGGCACACGAUGGAGAAGCUUUACAGGUUAGGGAGUGUGGUGAGGUGCUAUAGCUGUAGUCAGAGCGGAACUACAUUUUCAUGUUUUGAUUAAUAAUAAUAAUGAAGAAUAUACAUUUUUACUUUGAGGUGCAGCUUGAUAAGUCCUCUUCGGCGAACAUGUUGUUCAGUUAACACUCCAUAGUUCCGUCCAUCCUCUGCAUGUACCCGCUGAUAAGAUAAGAUAGUACUUUAUUGAUCACAAUUUGUGAUAUUAAACACUGUUAUGAAUAUCUUUUAAUAUUUGUGUGAAUAAACUCAGUCUGCAUGUGUUCA